This is a messenger RNA of Gekko japonicus, 1974 nucleotides long. RefSeq names its product oocyte zinc finger protein XlCOF6-like. The transcript has 4 exons. Gene Ontology annotation, biological process: regulation of transcription by RNA polymerase II. Gene Ontology annotation, molecular function: RNA polymerase II cis-regulatory region sequence-specific DNA binding; DNA-binding transcription activator activity, RNA polymerase II-specific. The record is from RefSeq and is a predicted model, not a curated record. Gene Ontology annotation, cellular component: nucleus. Bases 1 to 1974 code for a protein of 657 amino acids. Lineage: Eukaryota; Metazoa; Chordata; Lepidosauria; Squamata; Gekkonidae.
AUGCCGGCCUUGUCUUUCCCACGCCACCCGCAGCUGCCCCCAACCACGUCCCCGGCGGAUAAAGUGAGGCCGUGUGAGAGCCAGGACCAGGACCGCACAGCUGAUGAGGAUCCUGGGGAGGACGAGGAGGUGUCCAUCGAUUUCACGGAGGCAGAAUGGGCCCUGCUGGAUCCGGGACAAAGAACUCUGUACAGGGAAGUCAUGCUGGAGAACUACGAGUCACAUAGAUGCCUUUGGACCUUCCCAACCCAAAUAGGUGCUAACAGGAUCUCUCUAUUUCAUCCUGCAGAAGAUGAUCAGAGGAAUGAAGUGGGUGAGGAAUUUCAUCAGCAAAUGGCAGUUAAAGAUGAAAAUGAAGACUUGAAAGAAAAUGUUAGCAAUCGAGGUGGAACGAGGAGAAAGAAAUGUGGUGAUACGAUUGAGAAGAGAGAUGGAAGGAGUGGCAUUCUUCAGAAGCACCAAAGAUCCCACACCGGGGAGAAACCUUUUGAAUGCACAGAGUGUGGGAAAAGAUUCAGUAGGAGUGGCAUUCUUCAACAGCACCAGAGAACCCACACAGGGGAGAAACCUUUUGAAUGCUCAGAGUGCAGAAAGACAUUCCGUGACAGUGGUACUCUUCGGAAGCACCAAAGAACCCACACAGGGGAGAAACCUUUUGAAUGCACAGAGUGUGGAAAGAGAUUCAGUUGGAGUGGCACUCUGCAGCAGCACCAGAGAACCCACAUCGGGGAGAAACCAUUUGAAUGCACAGAGUGUGGAAAGAGAUUCAGUUGGAGUGGCCAUCUUCUACAGCAUCGGAGAACCCACACAGGGGAAAAACCUUUUGAAUGCUCAGAGUGUGGAAAGAGAUUCAGUCUGAAUGGAAAUCUUCAAGAGCAUCAGAGAACCCACACAGGGGAGAAACCGUUUGAAUGCUCAGAGUGUGGAAAGAGAUUCAGUCACAGUAGCACUCUUCAACACCAUCAAACAACCCACACAGGGGAGAAACCUUUUGAAUGCUCAGAGUGCAGAAAGAGAUUCUGUGACAGUGGUACUCUUCGGAAGCACCAAAGAACCCACACAAGGGAGAAACCUUUUGAAUGCACAGAGUGUGGAAAGAGAUUCAGUCAAAGUAGCACUCUUCAGCGGCAUCAAACAACCCACACAGGGGAGAAACCUUUUGAAUGCUCAGAGUGCAGAAAGAGAUUCCGUGACAGUGGUACUCUUCGGAAGCACCAAAGAACCCACACAGGGGAGAAACCUUUUGAAUGCACAGAGUGUGGAAAGAGAUUCAGUCGGAGUGGCACUCUGCAGCAGCACCAGAGAACCCACACAGGGGUGAAACCUUUUGAAUGCUCAGAGUGUGGUAAGAGAUUCAUUCAGAGCAGCAAUCUUCAGGAGCACCAGAGAACCCACACAGGGGAGAAACCUUUUGAAUGCUCAGAGUGUGGAAAGAGAUUCAGUAGGAGUGACAUUCUUCAACAGCAUCACAUAGCCCACACAGGGGAGAAACCUUUUGAAUGCUUAGAGUGUGGUAAGGGAUUCAGUAGGAGUGGCACUCUUCAACUGCACAAAAGAACCCACACGGGAGACAAACCUUUUGAAUGCUCCGAGUGUGGAAAGAGAUUCAGUCAGAGUAGUAAUCUUCAGAAGCACCAAAGAACCCACACAGGGGAGAAGCCUUUUGAAUGCUCAGAGUGUGGAAAGAGAUUCAGUAGGAGUGACAUUCUUCAACAGCAUCACAUAGCCCACACAGGGGAGAAACCUUUUGAAUGCUUAGAGUGUGGUAAGGGAUUCAGUAGGAGUGGCACUCUUCAACUGCACAAAAGAACCCACACGGGAGACAAACCUUUUGAAUGCUCCGAGUGUGGAAAGAGAUUCAGUCAGAGUAGUAAUCUUCAGAAGCACCAAAGAACCCACACAGGGGAGAAGCCUUUUGAAUGCUCAGAGUGUGGAAAGAGAUUCAGUCAGAGUGGCAGUCUUCAGAAGCACUAA